This is a messenger RNA of Magallana angulata, 468 nucleotides long. RefSeq names its product death-associated inhibitor of apoptosis 1-like. Gene Ontology annotation, cellular component: nucleus; spindle microtubule; cytoplasm. The transcript has a single exon. The coding region runs from base 1 to 468 and encodes 155 amino acids. Gene Ontology annotation, biological process: regulation of cell cycle. The record is from RefSeq and is a predicted model, not a curated record. Lineage: Eukaryota; Metazoa; Mollusca; Bivalvia; Ostreida; Ostreidae.
AUGACUUCGUCUGUUGACAGCAUGAGAAAUGUCGUAGAGACGGAUUCUUGUCCACGUAUUCACCGUCCAGUCUUAGCUUCCCCUGCUAAGUUUGUCCUGCGUCAUCCAGACGUUCUGUCAAAUAAAAAGGACUCAGAAGCAUUUACGACGAGACAAACGACUAUCAAGAAUAUCCCACCACCACCUACCACUACUACUCAACCCCAUUUUUGGCAGUAUCCGGAGUACCAUACAUUUGCCUCUCGGAUUGCAUCGUUUCAGGAAUGGCCAAAAUACUUGAAGGGACCCAGCAGAAAAGACUUGGCUCGAGCUGGAUUUAUCUAUACCCGGACUGGAGAUUGCGUAACCUGUUUUUGUUGCGGAAUGUCAUUGAAAAAUUGGGAACCCGUAGACGAUGCCUACCAAGAACAUAUUCGCUGGUCCAGAUAUUGUCAGUAUGCUCAAAUGGUGACUGACGGAAAAUUGUGA